AUGUCGGAGGCACGGCAAUACGCAAUAGACGCCGCUCGUGCGACGACCGAGUUCGGAUCUAAGCAGUUCCAUGAUAAAAUCGAUCAACAAAAACACAAGACACAUCAAAAUGAAUCCCAUCACGAUGCGGGUCCCUCUGGCUCUGGCUCUAGGUUCAUCCUACCUCUCCGGGAAGCCAAAGUUGCCGACGUCGAAGUCAAACCAAACGAUCACAAGAAGAGCAGAGGCUUCUUCAAACUCAGACACAAGGUCUCACGACUUCACUCCAAGCCGGUACAACCAACUGUGGAACACAUCGAACCUGUGCGAUCCUCAGUGGAAUCUACAAGGAGAAGUACACCUCUCGAUCAAUUAGUCGCAAGUCUUCCCGCCGAGCUGCAGAUACAGGUCAUUUCAGAAUUAUCCUUGCCCGAUGUACUGAAUCUGCGGUCAACAUCGAAACUAUGGCACGCCCUCAUCACAGUGAACGAGACAGCGAUAGUACGACAUCAUCUUAAACAUAGCAUUCCCGCCUAUGCCCAACGGUUAUUCCCCGCCACGAAACCCGAGGACUUCAAUUUCCACUAUCUGUGCGGCCUCUGGCACCGGUUGCACGUCGCAGCGAAGUUGGCUUAUUUGUUGUGUGAAUGGGUAACCAAGGACAUUUUUUUGCGGCAAACGGACGCUGAUCGCCUGGCCUUCGCUCCACAACGCGAACGUAUGCGUCGUCGACUGAUACCUCUCUUGUUCACGGUCUUCCACUUCUUCGAGACAUAUCGCAAACUGCACCUUGAGUAUCUAGAGAAAUAUGGACACCAGGGCUUAAAACGAGAGCCUUACACAUUGAAUCCUAUUGAGAAGCAAAUCAUGGACAUGUACGACGACCAAACAUUAUUACGAGUUCACGAAGUCUUCCCUCUAGUUAUCGCCUCCUUCUGUCGCCGCUUGCGUCCCCCAACGUAUGUAGGACGAGUUGAGCGAUCGCUGAGAGGUUAUCUUCGUGAGAAGCCUUCGGACGACGUCCAUGUUGCCAUUUUAUGCCUAGGAGGAUUGCGACAGGUUGAACAUCUCUGGGAGAUCAAAGGUUAUAACACUAGGAGGGCAGCGGUUGACACUUGGUUCAACAGCCUGACCAAGGACGCAUCGCCCGAGCACACUACAACCAAGACAAAGAGGAGUUUGAUGAGCUUUGGCCGGAAGAAGUCGACCAGUGGAGCUGAUCGAGAACAACAUCACCACUACCCCAGCCGUGACCAACGCUCAUCAUUUAGUAGCCUCCAUCGAACCAAGAGUUCAACUGGAUCGAUAGGCGGGAAUGAUCCUGGCGCCGACCCUCAUUGGAUCUUCAACACGAGCUUGUCCCAUGGUAUCCCUAUGGGGGCUUUGGACCAUGACCAGGCGCAAUUACUCCUUAAUGACUUACCAGUCUUGCAAGAAAUUUGGACAAGGACAGCUGAGUCUUUGAUCCUCAAACGCGGUAUCGUUGGUCGAGCCCAGGAUAUCAGGAGAAAUCAACAACUCAUGCUUGAUCUAAUCAAGGAGGAUGGGCUUGAUGAGGAAGACGAAUGGUGCUAUGGUCGUCAUGUGUCUCCCUCCAUGCGACAGCAACACGGCACCCCGGACGAUGAGGCCGACUAA
Clonostachys rhizophaga is the source of this 1617-nucleotide messenger RNA. The record is from the annotation of a GenBank genome assembly. Lineage: Eukaryota; Fungi; Ascomycota; Sordariomycetes; Hypocreales; Bionectriaceae.